GAUUGUGUUAAUUAAUCUCUCUCUCUCUCUGUCUCGGUAAUUGGUGGGAAUUAAUUGCAAUUUGGUCCCGCAUGUGGUAUUUAUUGCUAAAAUUUCUGUAUGUGAUUUCGAAGCUAUUAUCAUUUAUGGAUGUUGCUAAAUGAUAUGAUGGGAAAUGCUCAUGUGUGUGCGUGCGUGAUGUUGAAAGCAAACAGCCCACAAAUAUUUUAGAUACAGAAUGAAAAUAUGUGUAUAGUUAUGCAUUGUCGGAAAGGGUGAAAUGUGCUGUCAGUGGGUUUUGAAAAUUAGUCCAUAAAAGAGGACGGGAAAGAGUGAAUUAGUUGGAGGAGUGUUGAGAUUUUUAUUGCGACCAUCGUUAUCUAUUGUGCCCGUGCCAAAGAACAUGACAUUGUGUGGCUGGUGCUUUGUGUCGAAGCACAAAAGACACAGGAACAAUAGCAUUGUGUCAUCGCAGAAUCAGGAUGCUGUUGUCACGACGGAGGUUGAGGUGAUAAACAACAUAAGGAAGGAGUCAGGUGGAUCAGCCACGGGCCUCAAAGUCGUGUCGUGUGAGACAACGAAGGCAAUUAGCAAAGAUGAUGACACUGAUCAGGAUGGAAAUCCGAGGAACAAAACUGCACUUAAGCCGGGUCAUUCGCUCAUGGAUUGGAUUCGACUGGGGAGUUCUGGCUGUGAUUUGGCAGGCACGAAGGGUGUCGUGGCGCCCGUGAGUCACGCCGAAUUGGCAAAGCACUGCAAGAGGAGUGACGCGUGGAUUGCAAUACGUGGAAAAGUGUACAAUGUGACGCAGUAUCUUGAUUUUCAUCCUGGUGGUGUCGAUGAGUUGAUGCGAGGCGUGGGAAAAGAUGCCACAAAGUUGUUCGAAGAAGUGCACGCUUGGGUUAAUUAUGAACAAUUGCUGGCCAAGUGCUAUAUUGGUCCAUUGAGGAAUGUUGCGACGGUGAAUCUGGAAUCACUGGAUAUCACAUCGUCCGCCCAGAGCAAGACACAAUCGCCAACAUCGGCAAAUGGUGGCUUUCGUCUGCCAUUCAGCAUAUCCUUGACGCCUUCGCCAACUCCAACGGCGCCGCCAUCGCCGGACAGAGUGGAGAUCAUUCCGCGCUUCGACUGGAUUCAGAAGACGUCGGAUCUCACGAUUAUCUUCUACACCAAGUCACUGUGCAAUCCAGGCGUCACCGUGGAGUACAUGAGUGAUCAGGAAAUUGAAAUUCGCGUGCUGAUUGAGCGCACGACGCAUUUGUUCCAGCUGAAGUUUGCGCACGAGGUCCGAUGGCCGUGCGCUGCGCGCAUCGCGCUGGAGUCUGGCAAGGUGGAGUUGGUGUUUGGCAAGGCGCAGCCGGCUCUGUGGACGUCCUUUGGCACGAUGGACAGGAAGAGGGUGACAGAUGUGGAAGUGGGCGUGCGUGAGUUUGACGCCAUCACGUGCCAUCAAUUCAAUCACGACUCCUACGCGGUGGUGUUGCGACCCAAGCGGCGACUUCUGCAAUUCCAUCCCAUUGGCUAUCACGUCAGCAUCACGGCCAGAGUGAAUGGUGGAGGAGAAGCGACGAGGAGUUACACACCAGUGCCAGAAUCCCACCUGCCUGUGCCAUGUCCCGUGAGCUGCAUUGCGCUGCUGGUGAAAAGCUACGCCAGUGGGAUGCUCUCGAGGCACGUCACGCAGCAGAAGUCACUCGUCAGUGGACUGAAAGUAUCACAGCCGCGCGGUGGAUUCAUCCUGAAUGGCCUGAGGGGACACAGCAGAGUCGCCCUGCUGGCGGCCGGAAGUGGCAUCACGCCAAUUCUCGGCAUUGUUGACUACUUGCUGGAGAGGAGCAACAACAGAAUAGAACUUCUCAAGUUACUGUACUUCAACAAGCGCGAAGAGGACAUUUGGUGUCGUGAAAAAUUGACAACAAUUGCUGAGAAGGACAAGAGACUGUCCGUGCGGCACGUCUUGUCGGACGCCGACGCGUCGUGGAGUGGCGAUCGCGGCAGGAUUUCUGAGGACAUUGCCAUGGAUUUGGUGUCGCGCACAUCGCCAAAUUCCAUCACAUUUUGCUGUGUGUGCGGCCCACCGGGCUUCAAUGACGCCGCCGCGGCGCUGCUGGCCAACGCCGGCUUCCCAGCGGCCGAUCUGCACGUGUUCCAGGGCUGAUCCCUCUGGAGGCCCAGAGAAAGUUCACUAAAUACACACUCAAUCACACAUUUUAGGGAAGUCUUAUGAGAUUGUGUAAUUGUAUUGUAGAAGUAAUUGAGACAAAAAGGGUAUUUUCAGGCCAAUUUGUAAUAAAUGCACCGAUUUCUGUUUGUUUUCAUGCCAAUCAAAUCGAUGUAACUUGCAAUUCUUUCGGCAUAAGAAUAAACUAUAUAUAUA
Molecule: messenger RNA, 2356 nt
Organism: Phlebotomus argentipes
Lineage: Eukaryota; Metazoa; Arthropoda; Insecta; Diptera; Psychodidae
Product: cytochrome b5 reductase 4
Exons: 6
Coding region: 383-2137 (584 amino acids)
Biological process (GO): superoxide metabolic process; generation of precursor metabolites and energy
Cellular component (GO): endoplasmic reticulum
Molecular function (GO): oxidoreductase activity; heme binding
Source: RefSeq, a predicted model, not a curated record